AUGGAUAUGCAUUGUCUCAUCUUCCUUAUUUCUGAUGGAGAACCUCAAAAUCUCCCAAAAGAUUUUAUUGAAAGCCAGAAUGGUGAAAUGGGGAACAAAGUUGUUUUCUAUUCCUGUGGUGUAGGAGUAGUUUCAAAUGAAAGCAGAAACACACUUGGGUCUCUUGCUAAUCAAACAUUUAUUAAUUCAACACUUGGAGAACGGAGAUCUGGAGAGUUACUUGUUUUUACAGACUAUGACCAGGUAGUGACAAAGUUGGUCCAGAUUUUUCGGUAUCCCAAGAACAUUAAUCCCCAGUGGAGUUUGCCCUAUGUAGACAACUUGGGUGCAGGGAUUGUGAUGACUGUGUCUGUUCCAUUACUUGUGAAUGGUUCUUUCCAAGGGGUUGUGGCAUUGGAUGUCUUUAUGGAAACACUCUUCCAAGGUGUAUCUUUUUCUCAAUUAGCAGACACCAGCUACGCAUUCCUCAUUGAUGUAGAAGGAAGAACACUGAGUCACCCUCUUUUACCAAAACCCAGAACAGUUGAUCAGGGGCAGUUAUUUGUUGACAUCAGCGACUUAGAAACAGAUAAAGCUGUUGAGAGUAUAAUUCAGUCAAUGAAGCAUGGAGGGAAUGGAAGUAAGCAAGUGAAUGCAACACGGGUGAUUGCCCACGGUCAUGUGGAGAGUGAAGGCGUGACAAACAUUUCCAUGGCUUCAAGUUAUUACUGGACAGCAGUGGAAGGCAGUCAAUAUUCAGUAUGUAUUGUUUCUACUGAAAGAGAUACUAAACUAAGAUUAGAGGACAAUAUAAGUUUAGAUUCCUUCUUGUAUCAUCGAAUUGACAAGUACAUCCCCGAUAAUAUGCAAAUCUGUCAGCAUUUUGGAAUAAGAGCCGUAAAAAGUAAUUCUGCUGUCCAGUUUUCUUCGACAUCGUGGGAAGAUCCAUUGGAUCACAAGAAGCAAGUGGAAACUAAGAAAAGUAUUGAAGAUCUCACAAAAUACAUGUUAACAGGAGACAAUAAACCACUGAAUAAUGGAUUUAUUUUAAAGGAUGAUGUGCGAGAUGAAGUAAUUAUUACUGCUAUGGUGGAGAAAUUUUGGACUAACCACUCCUCCUACAGUGAUAUACUCGUAUGGCGAUCAGUAGCAACAAGAAACCUCAUUCGUUUUUAUCCGGCAGGUAGUAUUACUGGCGAUUUUGAUUCCACCAAGAGACCUUGGUUCCAAAGAGCUCUCACAGCAAGAGAUAAGCUAGUUCUUUCUCCUCCUUAUCUUGAUUCUUGGGCAUCAAAUCAAGUUAUUUUGACACUUAGCAAGGCUAUUUUCAAAGGCAGGAAAGAAAAAAGUCAUUCCCCAAGUGGUCCUGUGGCAGCCGUUAUGGAAUGUGAUUUUAGGAUUCAGUAUUUUGGAGAAAAGCUUAAAACCUUUUUCCCUGAAUGCUCUGAUGGAGACUGUUUUAUUAUGCAGACAAGUGGGUUCCUGGUUUGGCACCCAGCAUUUGAAAAAAAGAUUCAUAGUUUUAACCACUCGGGUAUCCCCAGUAAUCACGUGAUUGUUGUG
Limulus polyphemus (Atlantic horseshoe crab) is the source of this 1542-nucleotide messenger RNA. RefSeq names its product VWFA and cache domain-containing protein 1-like. Gene Ontology annotation, cellular component: voltage-gated calcium channel complex. NCBI's taxonomy places the organism in Eukaryota, Metazoa, Arthropoda, Merostomata, Xiphosura, Limulidae. The transcript is spliced from 11 exons. Gene Ontology annotation, molecular function: voltage-gated calcium channel activity. The record is from RefSeq and is a predicted model, not a curated record. The annotation marks the transcript as partial.